Oenanthe melanoleuca is the source of this 3406-nucleotide messenger RNA. Its product is annotated as MAP kinase-interacting serine/threonine-protein kinase 2-like. The transcript is spliced from 6 exons. The record is from RefSeq and is a predicted model, not a curated record. Gene Ontology annotation, biological process: peptidyl-serine phosphorylation; intracellular signal transduction; protein autophosphorylation. Gene Ontology annotation, cellular component: nucleus; cytoplasm. Gene Ontology annotation, molecular function: ATP binding; calcium-dependent protein serine/threonine kinase activity; calcium/calmodulin-dependent protein kinase activity. NCBI's taxonomy places the organism in Eukaryota, Metazoa, Chordata, Aves, Passeriformes, Muscicapidae. Bases 1 to 942 code for a protein of 313 amino acids.
AUGGGGCCGCUGGCUGUGCUGGCGCUGCCGCUCCCUGCACCGGGGUUAACUCCUGCCGCCCCGGAUCGUGCGCGGCAGCUGCGGCUGUGCCGGGCCGGGGAACGGGCACGGUCCGGCAGGGGAACAGCCCGGGGAACGGGCACGGUCCGGCAGGGGAACAGCCCGGGGAACGGGCACGGGGUGCAGCCCCAGAGAUCUGGCAGGGCCCUCCCAGCCCCCCCUGCCCCGUCGGGCCCCACCCUUCGGGGCUCACCCCGCCUGUCCCCGCAGUGCGGCUCGGCCGAGUACAUGGCCCCGGAGGUGGUGGAAGCCUUCAACGAGGAGGCCUCCAUCUACGACAAGCGCUGUGACCUGUGGAGCCUGGGUGUCAUCCUGUACAUCAUGCUGAGUGGGUACCCCCCCUUCGUGGGCCACUGCGGCUCCGACUGUGGCUGGGACCGGGGCGAGGCGUGCCACACCUGCCAGAACAUGCUCUUUGAGAGCAUCCAGGAGGGCAAGUAUGAGUUUCCUGACAAGGACUGGGCACACAUCUCCUUUGGAGCCAAAGACCUCAUUUCCAAGCUGCUGGUGAGAGAUGCCAAGAAGCGGCUCAGCGCAGCCCAGGUCCUGGAGCACCCCUGGGUGCAGGGGUGUGCUCCAGAUAACACCCUGCCAACCCCCAUCAUCCUGCAGAGGAACAGCAGUGCCAAAGAGCUCACCUCCUUUGCUGCCGAGGCCAUUGCUGUCAACCGCCAGCUGACCCGGCACGACGAGGACGAGGAGGAAGAGGCGGAGGAGGAAGCACGACCCAUCAUCAUCAAAGCUACCUCACGGGCCAUGCAGCUCUCCCCCCCCUCCGAGUCCAAGCUGGCCAAGCGGCGGCAGAAGAGCAGCCUGGCCAAGGCAGUGGCCUCUGGGCAGCACCUGGUGGCCCCGCUGGUCCUGGUGGCCGACCAAGCCUGAGCAGUGCCCCUCGCACCUGCUGUACCCCCUGUCCCUCCUUCUCCUCCUUUCUUUCUUCCCCUUCCCCCACCCCUGACCCCACCGUUUCUGGCUAGUGACAAGAUCAGGACUCGUCCCUGUGGCUGGUUUCCAAGGUUUUGCUGAUCUUGUAGGUCUGCGGGUGGGAGGGUUUGUUUAAAAUAUUUUUUUUUUUUUAAAGGUAUUAAAUCAAGUGUGAGGUUGCUUCACCCAGGGCACACUCAAGGACAUCUGACAGACACACAGACUUUUGUUUCCUGGCUCUUGGUUUCUCCUCUGACAUUUUCCCCCCUCCCUGACACCAAAGGACUCCUUGUAUCCACGGCUGCUUUGACGAUUUCAGCUCAUUUCAUACUGUGAACAAAAGACCCUCGGUCGUGUGUUCAACCACGGGAGUUGUGUUUUAACCUUGUCCCUCCCCUCGGAGCUGCAGGUUUCUCUCUGAUGUUGGGGUAGAUCCCACAAAAGCCCCUUCCUGGGGGUCCUGUGCUGGGGGGUGUCCUAGCUCUGCUCCAGGGGGACACAGUGGGAACUGUGCAGGGAACUGCUCGGGCUGGGGAGAGAUGGUGCCAGCAAGGGAGCAGCACCCAACCCACCCUCUCUCCUCAGCAUCCUGCUUUCAGAAUAAGCUAUUCACCUCUCAUUUUCUUUUUGCCCCCUUUUUUCUUUUUUUUUUUUUUUUUUUUUUUUUUUUUUUUUUUUUUUUUCCCAUUUUUAAUUACUGUUGGUUUUAAACUGCCAGCUCUGCUUCUCUACAGGGCAUGGAGAAAUGUCUUCCUUUCCUCCCACGCUCUGGCUGGCGGCUCCCCAGGGAAUGCAUGGGCAUCCAGGGCUGUGCUCUUGUGCCAGGGAGGUGUGUGUGAGUUACCUUGGGAGAUGAUGAUCUCGGGUGUUGAUGGAGUUUUUAGGGCAGGGGCUAUCUUCUCUCACCCUUCCCAGCCUUUCUGCUGACCCAGGGAGGUUGGGGAGGAUGACUCCAUCCCCAUCCACCCCCCAAAACUGCCUCGCAUUUGUGAUCUCCCUCUGCCCCGUGUGUCCCCGGUCCCGCCGUGCCGGGAGGGGAGGAGCAAGGCAGUGGUGAGGGGAGUGCCCCCCGCAGGCACCGGGACACCCUGGAGAGGCCUCCUUUAACAGAAAGAAAAAAAAUCCAUCUUGAUUGUACAUUGUUACUUUUUAUAGCUUAUUUUGUUUUAUCAGUUGUAGAUAAUUCCUUGUUGUCUUAUAUUAAGAAAUACUUGAAUGAUGUACAGUACGCGAUGCCUUGAGCUGGUAUUGUGAAGCUAUCGUUGAUGCUGCACGCCGCAGCCUUUUUUUAAAAAAACAAAACAAAUCAUGGGAAGGGGAUGGCAGGGGGAUGUCUCCAAAACUGAUCUGUCCCCCGUGCUGCUUUUGUUGGCAAACUGAGUUUCCCCUUUUUCCCCACGAAUAAGAGCGAUCUCUUUUAUAUCUGUAUAUAUAUAAGUACACCACGCACUCUGGGGAAGGCCUGGGUGACCCUGCCUGUGUCCCAUGGGUGUCCUUGGCCAGGGAUGUGCAGCCAGAAGAUGCUGUGGGAGUUUGUGGGAGUUGGAGGAUGUGCUGGGAGCAUCCAAGCUCGGCCUGGGCCGGGCUUCACGUUUGGGUGGGGUUUGGCUUGGACCCGGCGCUCCUGGUGUGGUACUCGGGGGUGUGACCCAUGGCCGGGUCUGUGCUUUGCUAGAGAAUCUUGAAAUGCCUCCAGAGCUGGGGAUCGACUGGAAAACCUCCAGCCUGGCUUGUGGCAGCGCUGGGCAGCCACAGGUGCCCCGGCAGGGCAGGGAUGGCUGGGACACCCUUGUGCCAGGGCUGGACGUGCCCUCCCCGCUGCCAGCAGCUCUCCCGGGGUUUCCAGACAGAUGCUCCAGCACCAGCGACCCCCUCUCACCAACCCCUUCUUCCUCCUCUUCUCUUUCCAAACUUUUCCCCCCCAUAGAGCAUCUAUCUUGGAAACCAACUUCAAAAUUAUUAUUUUUUUUUUUUUUUUAAGCUGGAAAUGUUAAGUGUUUUCACUUCCUCUCCUUCCCCCCCACCCUUCCUCCAGCCAACUAACUCGACUUAGAACUGGUUAGAAACGUUUACUGUGAAGCUAACUCUUUUUUAUCAAACCAGGAGAAACUUUCUCCACUUUACAAUUGAUGAAGACUGCCAAAGUUGGUUCAACAAGAGUCACGUUAACGCACUGUUGGUUUGUGCAACAGCAGCCUCUGCUUGGGGGCUUGGCUGGGAAAUAAAAAUAUAAAAAAAAAAAAAAAAAAAGACAAAAAAAACAAAAACAAAAAAGAAAAAAAACCACACAAAAAGAAGCACUUUACUGUAUGUACCAGGUGACCUGAUACAGCUGAAUUGAAGUUUUCCUUUAUAACAAUUGUUGAUGCCAGAAUUUUGUAUUCUGUUUUGUAAGAAUUUAAUAAAAAUGCAUUGAGACCUA